Molecule: messenger RNA, 2257 nt
Organism: Gopherus flavomarginatus (Mexican gopher tortoise)
Lineage: Eukaryota; Metazoa; Chordata; Testudines; Testudinidae
Gene: RBBP5
Product: RB binding protein 5, histone lysine methyltransferase complex subunit
Exons: 14
Coding region: 110-1729 (539 amino acids)
Cellular component (GO): Set1C/COMPASS complex
Molecular function (GO): protein binding
Source: RefSeq, a predicted model, not a curated record
GCGCGCCGGGGCAGUUUAUCAGGCAGCGCUCAGGGCAGCCCCGCUCAAGGAGGAGGCCCCCGGGGUCUUUGACGGUGAGCGGCGGGGACGGAGCGAGACAGCGGCCAAGAUGAACCUGGAGCUGCUCGAGUCCUUUGGACAGAACUAUCCCGAGGAGGCUGAUGGGACGCUGGACUGUAUCAGUAUGGCUUUGACGUGUACCUUUAAUAGGUGGGGCACUCUGCUUGCUGUGGGCUGUAACGAUGGCCGCAUUGUCAUCUGGGACUUCUUGACAAGAGGCAUAGCUAAAAUCAUAAGUGCCCAUAUCCACCCUGUCUGUUCUUUAUGCUGGAGUCGAGAUGGUCACAAAUUGGUGAGUGCUUCAACUGAUAACAUCGUAUCACAGUGGGAUGUUCUGUCUGGAGACUGUGACCAGAGGUUUCGGUUCCCUUCACCCAUCUUGAAAGUUCAGUAUCACCCCCGAGACCAAAACAAGGUUUUGGUGUGUCCCAUGAAAUCUGCACCAGUGAUGCUAACGCUGUCUGAUUCAAAACAUGUUGUUCUACCUGUGGAUGAUGACUCCGAUCUGAACGUGGUGGCCUCUUUCGACAGGCGAGGAGAAUAUAUCUACACAGGCAAUGCCAAGGGGAAGAUCUUGGUCUUAAAAACAGAUACUCAGGAUCUGGUUGCUUCCUUCAGAGUAACAACUGGAACCAGCAACACCACAGCUAUUAAAUCAAUAGAAUUUGCCAGGAAAGGAAGCUGCUUUUUAAUAAAUACAGCUGACCGAAUAAUCAGGGUAUAUGAUGGUCGGGAAAUACUAACCUGUGGGCGAGAUGGAGAGCCUGAGCCAAUGCAGAAGCUUCAGGAUUUAGUAAACAGGACCCCAUGGAAGAAGUGCUGUUUCUCUGGGGAUGGGGAGUACAUAGUGGCAGGAUCAGCACGGCAGCAUGCCCUGUACAUCUGGGAGAAGAGCAUUGGAAACCUAGUGAAAAUCCUCCAUGGAACCAGAGGGGAGCUGUUGCUCGAUGUAGCAUGGCAUCCUGUCCGACCAAUCAUCGCUUCCAUUUCCAGUGGUGUUGUGUCAAUAUGGGCUCAGAAUCAAGUGGAAAACUGGAGUGCCUUUGCGCCUGACUUUAAAGAGCUGGAUGAAAAUGUAGAGUAUGAAGAGAGGGAGUCAGAGUUUGACAUUGAGGAUGAAGAUAAGAGUGAGCCAGAGCAGACAGGUGCUGAUGCUGCAGAGGAUGAGGAAGUGGAUGUAACCAGUGUAGAUCCUAUUGCUGCCUUCUGUAGCAGUGAUGAAGAACUGGAGGACUCCAAGGCAUUGCUGUAUUUACCUAUUGCUCCUGAAGUGGAAGACCCAGAAGAAAACCCUUAUGGACCCCCACCUGAUGCUGUCCAGACCUCCCUAACUGAUGAGGGAAUAGGCUCCGAGAAGAAGAGGCAGUCGUCAUCUGAUGGACCUCAGCCACCAAAGAAGAAGCCCAAAAUGACCAACAUUGAACUGCAAGGAGUGCCUAAUGAUGAAGUCCAUCCGCUGCUGGGUGUGAAGGGAGAUGGUAAAUCCAAGAAGAAGCAAGCAGGCAGGCCUAAAGGAUCAAAAGGUAAAGAGAAAGAUUCUCCAUUUAAACCGAAACUCUACAAAGGGGACAGAGGUGCUUUACCUCUGGAAGGAGCAGCGAAGGGUAAAGUGCAGGCGGAGCUGGGACAGCCUUUGGCAGCAGGUGGUGCAAUCUCAGAACUGUUAUGAAGACAUUCUGCUUUCUCUUCCUCUGUUCUUUCCUAUGUUGGCACCAUAAUGUGGAAUAUGGACAAGGUGCUCAGUCAGAUAAUGGACUGACUUUAACUUAAUGCAGCAAACUGAUUGCUCGUGGAUGCAGGGAGUGACUUUUAUAAGAAGUGAAUUAUGGAAGAGAAAAUGGCCUUCAUUCCCUCUCCUCAACCCUCUCUCCCACAAACAGUGUAAGAUAAUGACUCUCAGGACAGGAGAUUUGCAAAGAAACUGAGUGGAUGGUCUCCUUACAGCAUUUGCUAAAGUGAAGCACCGUGCUUUCUUCAAGCUAAGAAAUCACUUUCUGUUUAUUUCUUUCAAAGAUUUUUAGUUCUGAAACUGAAGCAUGCCAAGAUUUUUAUUCCCCGGACCAUGUAUCCUCUGACUGUGUAUUUCUAAAAACUUCUAUUUCAUUAACUCUUAUUUCAGUGGAUUGUUGUUUCUUUCUUCUCUGCCAUCUCUACAGUAUUUAACAGUGAAUUAAAAGAAAAUCUGUUAAUAUCUUCA